CUAAAAUAAAAUAAAAAAUGCCGAAGCCAAAACGGUAUGAAUGGAGAAUCAAGCAGAAACCUCCACAGAAAGCAGCAGCACCAUCAUCCGCUACGCCACCGCCACCGCCACCGCCGUCGCCACCGUGGGUGGAGCUUCCUCGAGAAAUAACGGCGGACAUCUUUCGCCGUGUGGGAGUGGUAGAUACAUUGCUAAAUGCACAGAAUGUUUGCAAUAGCUGGUGGGAGGUGUGCCAUGACCCUUCCAUGUGGCGAGUCAUUGACAUGCGCAAUCCAGAAGAUAUGGAAAUGGAUGUUGUCUUUCACAAGUCGUGCCGCGUUGCUGUUGAUCGCAGCCAGGGUCAGUUGUCCAAAAUUAACAUCGAGUAUUUUGGUAAUAACGGCUUGCUCAAGUAUAUAGCUGAGAGAUCAAAUCAGCUAAGGCAUCUACGACUUGUCGGCUGUGAUAAUAUUUCAAAGGGAAGUUUAGCUGCAGUAGCUAAAAAUUUCCCGUUGUUGGAGGAGUUACACAUUUACUUAACUUCUAUUAGUAUAGUGGAUAUUGAAGUUAUUGGUCGUUCGUGCUCUCAGCUGAAGUCAUUUACAUUGAACGUCUGUGGAUUUAGAGGAGGAUUGACAGGAUUUAGAAGAUUACAGAUCAAUGUCGAUGAUCAAGCUCAUGCUAUUGCAUUAAAUAUGCCUGAAUUGCAACACCUUGCACUUUUUGGGAAUACAAUGACAAACGAAGGUUUGUGUGCCAUUCUUGAUGGCUGCCCCCUGCUUGAAUCACUUGACUUACGCCAUUGCUAUAGUAUUGAUCUUGAAGGGGAUGUUGGAACGAGAUGUCGCCAGCAGAUUAUAGAUCUGAAGUGCCCUCAUGAUUGCACUCAUAGUUAUGAAUUAAGUGCUCAAAUUUGUGAUUACAACCCUGCCGAUGAUGAAUCUGACCAUGGUCUCUCAAACUAUUAUAAUUACAGUGACUUUGACUAUAUUUAUCCUGACUUGGAGCAUGACGACUUCAAUUACCUUUCUGGAGAUCUGGAUGAUGAUGGUUUCUUUUGGUGAAGAUCGUUCCUUAAAUCUGUUAAUGGUUCUUGGUUGCUGGGUCAACUGCGAGUCGUCCUGCUUCCAUUUCAGUUGGAAGUGUUUAGGUUUUGUACGUUGCUGGUGGCAGAUUUUUAAUCAUAGUUACUAAGGCAGGCCUUCAUCUUCUUCCUUUAGCACUUUACUGCUCUUGGAACCAUCUGUAAUUACCGUGUUCUCCCCGUCUGCUUUGGUUCAUAAACUAGUUACUUGAGAUAAAUUUGGAAAUCUCUUACUGAAGGAGGUUUGAACGUAUAUAUAUAUAUA
Molecule: messenger RNA, 1328 nt
Organism: Solanum stenotomum
Lineage: Eukaryota; Viridiplantae; Streptophyta; Magnoliopsida; Solanales; Solanaceae
Product: putative F-box/LRR-repeat protein 23
Exons: 3
Coding region: 18-1043 (341 amino acids)
Molecular function (GO): protein binding
Source: RefSeq, a predicted model, not a curated record